Molecule: messenger RNA, 567 nt
Organism: Eruca vesicaria subsp. sativa (arugula)
Lineage: Eukaryota; Viridiplantae; Streptophyta; Magnoliopsida; Brassicales; Brassicaceae
Source: the annotation of a GenBank genome assembly
AUGCAUUGCUCUGCUCGUUUGGCUGAUAUGUUAAUCAAAUUCUCAACUGAUCUACAAGCUCAGUUUUUUGUCGGGGGUCCCGAGUUCUUGAUGGAUGAAAUUAAGGUUCUUGAAGAGUGUAAAUGUAUAGGAUUGCCUAAUUUCAUCCCAAGAUCAGCCUUCGCAGCUAUACUUUCAAAAUGUGUUGAUGCAAUACAUGCUAAGCCGGUAGAGUUCAUGAGAGAGGUAUGGGACUACGUGGAAGCUGUGCUCUUAUCUGUCAUCACCAAAUACUCUGAAAACUUCCCUCAGAUUCAGCCUUCCAUCCAACGAGCUUGUAGGAGACUAAUCUCUAAGAUCAAAGAACAGUCAGUGACUAGAGUGAUCGAAAUGGUGGAGAUAGACAAAAUGACGGAUUACACAUGUAACCCUGAGUACACGACGGUGUGCACGCAGAUGGUAGCUGCACAAGGAAGCUUCGUCAACGCUGUGACCUCAUCAAACAUUCUUUGCUUUACCUGGGUUUGGAAAUGUUGUGAUUACGCAUUUAAGGAAGUAUCCCGCUCAGUUGCUGCAUCAAGCGUUUGA